UUUCCUCAAUGUAACUGCUGUCUACUGACUAACCCAGAAAUCUAGAGGAUGAGAAACGAAAGGAACACGUUUGACGCACGGUUCAUAAAUGAAUAUGAGCAGUGAAUGACACAUACUCUGCGGCUCGGAUCCAGUUGUGCGCGCGCAAUGGGAGCGUCGCGCGUGCGGGCGGCAGUUUGAUAAAACAGUCACUUCUCAAAAGUUUUUUUUUUUAAGUUGGCGGCUGAAGACGAUUCAAGAUGAAGAAACAGUUUGACCGCAUGAAACAGCUCGCCAACCAGACCGUUGGCAGAGCAGAGAAGACAGAAGUACUGAGUGAUGACCUUCUUAUGAUUGAGCGGCGCCUUGAAAAUAUGCGACUGGUCUCUCAUAAUGCGCACAAGAGGAUGGUCGUGUGUCUGCAGGGUAACGUGGGCUCAGAUGUGGAGAAGAGACAUAAAAAGCUUCCUCUCACAGCUCUUUCACAAUCCAUGCUGGAUGGAGGAAGUCAGCUCGGAGAUGAGUCCCUCAUCGGGAAGAUGAUGGAAGUGUGUGGAGAAGCUGAAAGCAAACUGGCCUUUGAGCAGAGCCAACAUGAAGUUCAGCUGGAGAGAGAGAUUCUAGAGCCUAUCAACCAGCUGGCAGAGGUGGAUAUUCCUAACAUUUUGAAGCAGAGGAAACAUUUAGCCAAGCUUGUGUUGGAUUUUGAUUCUGCAAAAGCCAGGUAUCAGCAGGCCACAAAGGCGUAUCCAUCCGCUGCAAAUGCUCAAGCAAUGGCUGCCAAAGUUGACACACUUAAAGAGGAGAUGGAUGAAGCUCAGAACAAAAUGGAAAUAUGCAAGGAUCAACUGGCAGCAGACAUGUACAGCUUUUCCUCCAAGGAAGGAGAAUAUGCUCGCUAUUAUGUGUUGUUGUUAGAAGCUCAAGCUGAAUACCACAGAAGAGCUUUGGCAUCCAUCGAGAGUGUCCUGCCCAGCAUACAGUCCCAGCAAGAUAAAUGGACAGAGAAGCCAGCAUUUGGCACGGCUCUGGAAGAACAUCUGAAACGCACUAGCAGAGAGAUCGCUCUGCCCUUAGAGGCCUGCAUUAUGAUGCUACUGGAAACCGGCAUGCAGGAAGAGGGUUUGUUCCGUAUCGCUGCUGGAGCCUCUAAACUGAAGAAGUUAAAGGCGGCGCUGGACUGUUCCACUUCCCAACUGGAGGAGUUUUACUCUGACCCUCAUGCUGUAGCCGGAGCCCUCAAAUCUUACCUGAGGGAGCUGCCUGAACCUCUGAUGACCUACCAGCUGUACGAAGAGUGGAUCCAAGCCUCAAAUAUCUCUGACCCUGAUAAGAGGCUUCAGGCACUGUGGGUGGUAUGUGACAUGUUACCAAAGGCCAACAAGUCCAACUUUAGGUACCUGGUGAAGUUUCUUGCCAAGCUUGCUCUGGGAAGUGAUGUAAAUAAGAUGACGGCAAGCAACAUCGCCAUCGUACUGGGACCCAAUUUACUGUGGGCCAGGACAGAGGGAAGCCUGGCUGAGAUGGCAGCUACUACCUCCAUCCAUGUGGUGUCUAUAAUAGAACUGAUAAUCAACCAUGCAAGCUGGUUCUUCCCUGAAGACGAGGACUUCAAUGUUUCAGGCAUGUUUGCUAUGCCUGGGUGCCCCGGGACCCCUGACUCAGAAGCUGGAACCAUAGACAGGAGGCGCCCAGGCAGCCAGGGGUCGCUCGAAUCUGACACACCCCGCAAAGACAGCCCUGCUAACAAACAGCCGGAAAUCGCCCCUCGUAGACCUGGCACAUUAACCAAAAAGCAGCACUCCUUGCCUAACUUCCAGCCCUCUCUCCCUCCCAUUGACGUGUUUGAGCCCUUCCCCCUGUCGCCCACUGGCGGGGGUCUGGAGGCUGGGCAGGCGGUUCCUCAGACCCAUCAGCCUUUAGAUCAGCAGCCCGCGGAGAACAGUAACACCCCCCGAGAUCCUGCAUCCACGCCCCCUGCCACGAGGAACGGGCCGGGAGGUUCGAAUGGGACGCCCGCUCAGCUGAAUGUGGGGACCCCGACCUCAGGUCCUAAGGGCCCCAGUCCAUUCGUGGUGCGCAGAGGUACAAAGAAACAGGCGCCGGCGCCUCCCAAACAGGCCGCCCCUUCCACACCUCAGAGCGUAAAAGUGGUUCCUAACCAGCCCACACCAAACCAGUCCUCAGCCCCGAGCACCCCUCAGCCUCUCACUGCAUCCCGUCGCAACAACCAGACCCCCAUCCAGGCCCCCAGCCACCCUCCUCCUCGACCUCCUUCCCAGAGCACAGAAGAAGCCGAACCGUCCCCUCCCAGGACGCCCACUCCUCCCGGGACACCUCCUUACGACAGCUCCCAGCCACGCCCCAGGCCCACCCCUCGAGCGCGGCCCAAACCCAGCGGCCCGCCCCCACCACAGCCAACUAGCGACGGUGCCGAUGGUGUCUGUGUUUCUGGAUCCAAGAUCAUCUCCGAUGGAGAUGGAGAGGAGAGAUCUUUGACGGGACUAGGGCUGGAUCUUGUCCCGGAGCUUGAGGAAGAUGAAACCACAGAAACACUCCCAGAAGAUGCAAACCAAUCAGAAAACACCGCCCUGUGAAGUGGGCGGAGUCCAGUCCUCACACAGCCAAUCGAAAGCUAUGUUCGUAAUGGAAUACUCGCAUACUUACCGCGUAGUUUAUUCUUACUGUUGUUUCUAAGGAUGUGAAAGUAUUCAAAAUAAAAAACAUUUUAAACAUGACCUCAGUUACCGUAUGAGUAAAUACAGGUAUUAAGCAUUCAGAUUUAAGUAAAAAAAUGUCUUUUAACUUUUAUGAGAUUGAUCAAAUGAUGAGUCAUCGCAGUUGCUUCUGGUUCAAACGUCACACUGGAAAUGGAAGGUCAAGUCGAUGCAUUGCAUUGUGGGAUAUGGUACCCAUCACAGUGUGCAAUUAUAGUAGGUAGGUCAUCUGGGUAUUAGAAGCAUACAGAAAAUGUGUAUGCCAUCAUGCAGUAGUAUACAUACUACAUUCAGCACAAGUAGUGAACGCAGUGUGAUAGUAUGCUAUCCUGAACAUAGCCAUUCACUUUAAACUCUGACCCCUGUAGAAGACAAUACAUUUACACAAAAUACAAAAAAAAAAAACUGUAAAACAUCAGGUGGUUCCUGGAGUCUCUCUGUCCUCACAAUGCUGGCACAUUGUAACCAUAUACCAGAAGAAAGAAAAAAAACUGUACGCACCUGUAAACGUGCUAUACAAGCUUGAUUUCAUUCACAAAUGGCAUAAAGCUGGUUUGGGUUCUAAUCAAAUAUGAAUGUCUUUAUGUUUUGUGAUGUUUUGCAUACAAGUGUUAUAUAUGUGUGCCUUG
Molecule: messenger RNA, 3325 nt
Organism: Carassius carassius (crucian carp)
Lineage: Eukaryota; Metazoa; Chordata; Actinopteri; Cypriniformes; Cyprinidae
Product: rho GTPase-activating protein 17-like
Exons: 20
Coding region: 240-2576 (778 amino acids)
Biological process (GO): regulation of Rac protein signal transduction; positive regulation of GTPase activity; regulation of actin cytoskeleton organization
Cellular component (GO): cytoplasm; intracellular anatomical structure; cytosol
Molecular function (GO): GTPase activator activity; protein binding
Source: RefSeq, a predicted model, not a curated record